UUGGCGGAACGAAGCAACUUUUGCUCGAGGCUAAGUGACGAAGCUUGUACCUCUGCGCACGCGCUGUCUGUUGUACCUUAUUUAGCCUUCUUUUAGUUUCACGGCGCAUGCGCCUACUCAGUCUCCUCGGGCCUACUGCUGAUCCCAGAGAGAGGUCAGAGGUCACGGCAGUAGCAGGAGUAGCGGCGGCGCCAGAAAAAGGAAGAGGCGGUGGCCUCUGCUUCGAUCCAUGAUGGCGGCGGCUGAAGUAGAAACGGCCUCCUGAGCUCUAUCGCGCGUAGAAGUUCCGACCAUGCACAGCCUGGCGACGGCUGCGCCUGUGCCAACGGCACUGGCUCAGGUUGAUCGAGAGAAGAUUUAUCAGUGGAUCAAUGAGCUUUCCAGCCCUGAGACUCGUGAGAAUGCACUGCUGGAGCUGAGUAAAAAACGGGAAUCUGUCCCUGAUCUUGCACCAAUGCUAUGGCACUCCUUUGGCACAAUUGCAGCUCUCUUACAGGAAAUUGUAAAUAUCUAUCCAUCUAUAAAUCCGCCAACUUUGACAGCUCAUCAGUCCAACAGAGUCUGCAAUGCUCUGGCACUUCUGCAAUGUGUUGCAUCACAUCCGGAAACCAGGUCAGCCUUCCUUGCUGCUCACAUCCCUCUCUUCUUGUAUCCUUUCUUGCACACUGUCAGCAAGACUCGGCCUUUUGAGUACCUACGACUCACAAGUCUUGGAGUAAUUGGGGCCCUGGUGAAGACAGAUGAGCAAGAAGUAAUCAACUUCCUACUGACAACAGAAAUUAUCCCUUUGUGCUUACGCAUCAUGGAGUCUGGCAGUGAACUUUCCAAAACGGUUGCUACUUUUAUUCUACAGAAGAUCCUAUUGGAUGAUACGGGGCUGGCUUAUAUCUGUCAGACUUACGAACGAUUUUCUCACGUUGCAAUGAUAUUGGGUAAAAUGGUCCUGCAACUUUCCAAGGAGCCUUCUGCCAGGCUGCUGAAACAUGUGGUCCGUUGUUACCUUCGCCUUUCUGAUAAUCCAAGAUGUAGGGCACGGGAAGCCCUCAGGCAGUGCCUUCCUGACCAGCUGAAAGAUACCACCUUUGCCCAGGUCCUGAAGGAUGACACCACCACCAAGCGUUGGCUGGCACAGCUGGUCAAGAACCUGCAGGAAGGCCAAGUCACCGACCCCAGGGGUAUCCCCCUUCCUCCACAGUGACCGCCAAGGAGGUUGCAGAACCCAGGAGGAAACAGCUCAGGUUUACAGAGAGCCAGGAACCAAUGACCUCUUCCAGAUCCUGUCAGGCAUGUGUGGGCAGCUCUUUGGACUGUCAAUAGCCACCUGGACUGCAGGCCUUUUCUAUAGCAACGUCUCAUCAUGCCUCUGAGGAUUAUGACACCAGCAAACACAGUUGGGACAGAGAAGCCCUCAUUUAGGGUGUGAGCUUUGUUGCGAUGAUCAGUUGAGUACCAAGCUGGGCAGUGCUGCCACCAACAGUAUAUCUCCCUGCCUGGUUCAAUGCGGCAGGCUUGGGAAGUGUUCCUCAGUUCCCUUGUUAUUCAGUGUUUACAUGUCAGUUCAAUAAAGGUUGGUCUGGUCAUUUUGACCCUCUUAGGAGUACCUUUUGAACUGCAUCUAGCUCUAAGCAGAGGAGGCCAAUGUUCCUCUUUCCAAUUGGGAACUGCGCUUUCAUAAGAGGAGCCCACUAAUCCUCCCUGAUGCGUUCUUUUUGAUAAGUUCAGCCACUGGGGCUGGAGCCCCUAGAGUUCUAACUCUCUUGGAGGAUUGGGAGAGGGAUGGUAAUAUAGUAUAUCCACAGCUUCUUAAAGGAUUGUUCCUGGUAUAUCGGAAGGCAGUGACUUCCUGGACUGCAUUCCUUUGGCUGUGCAUUAGAACAGUGCCUGCCUCUGUGAUUGUAUUUGAACUAGUGUCAAAUUUUCCAUGGAUCCACCUCCACUUCCUAGUCAGUAAGAUUCAGAAUGCCACCAGAACAUUCCUUUAACAUUCAGACUGUGCCAGGGGAGAAUGUUAUUGCAUGGAUGCAUGGCCAGCAAGCCAUGCGGCCUUCUACUUUGCUGCAGCCAAUGCCUCUGGCUAGGGUAGGGCUAACUCUAGAGAUGAGCAAAAUAGAUAGGGACCAAGAGCUAUUUCAGGUAGGCAGUAAAGGCUGCAGGAUUUCAGCCUUGCUGGCUAGUGCUGGAAAGCAUAAUGGCCACAAAAUGCAAGGGCUCAUGCUCUUUAUCGUAUCCUUCCCCUGCUACCAGACUAAGUGCAUCCAGUUCAUCACCUUCAACCCACCCCUGUUAGUUGGCAUCACCUUGAACCUGCCCCUGUGUGUUGGAUGUGGAGCUAUUAAGCAGUCUUCAAAAGCAGCCUCUCCUCUACCCUCUAAAUGAGAAAAGCAAACAAAAGGAAGGUGAGGGAGUUUAGUGGGAGGGGGAAAUCAUCCAGGCUGUUUGUCAGUUGCACAAGAUUGAGAGCAGGUGGCUUCUGGUCCCUUGCCAGAUCCCUUGGCCUCAGUACCCACUGCUGCUUUGGGUAGGGACCUAUUUUUCCCUUUCCCCUUUUUUCUUUGCUGGCGGUUGGCCAGGCCACGCCAAGAGUGUCUUAACUCUUCCCUCUACAUGGACUGCUUUUGCUCUUAUAGCGGCUCCCAGUUUUAUAACAGCCUUGUUUUUCCAUCCCUGCCUUGAGUGGACUUUACCAACUGCUUCUGUUUUGUAACUUGAAUAAAAAAUAAGCCAAAUAAA
Rhineura floridana is the source of this 2730-nucleotide messenger RNA. It is a transcript of the gene CNOT9, whose product is annotated as CCR4-NOT transcription complex subunit 9. Lineage: Eukaryota; Metazoa; Chordata; Lepidosauria; Squamata; Rhineuridae. Bases 293 to 1198 code for a protein of 301 amino acids. Gene Ontology annotation, biological process: mRNA catabolic process; negative regulation of translation. The record is from RefSeq and is a predicted model, not a curated record. Gene Ontology annotation, cellular component: CCR4-NOT complex; CCR4-NOT core complex; P-body. The transcript is spliced from 8 exons.